CAGACCACCAAGACAAUCUGUGAGAAGUUAGAGAAAAGCUCCCUCUGUGAGUUUUUCCUGAAGAACACAGACACCCUGGUAGACCUCAAUGGGGAUUUGUCUGAACAGGACAUACAAAGGAUGCUUUUUCACAUUAAUCAGCUUCAUGAAAUCAGGAUGGACCAGAACUUCCGGAUGGUGUUCUUGUUUCAGGAUGAACCAUAUUCUGGCUUCACUGAUGAGUUUAAUGAGCGACAGCCCAGAAUGCUACAGUUUCUUAAAGACCUGGAGGAGAAUGCUGUUCAGCUGGACAGCAUGAAUAAGGGGGCAAAGAUCUCCAGUGUGGUAGGCAGCUCAGUGGGGGCAGUUGGAGGUGUGCUUUCCAUCGUUGGUUUGGCAUUAAUUCCUGUGACAGCUGGAGUGUCUCUAGCUCUGACAAUGAUGGGGGUAGGGAUGGGAAUAACCAGCUGAGUCAACAGUGUUGUAACCACUGUCACAGAGAUUGGAGUUAACCGCAAACAUCAAAAGAAAGCCAGUGAAGUUUUCCAGAGGUUCACAGAGGAUGUGCUGAGUCUCCAGGGUUGUCUGGAGGUCACCCAAAGCCAAACAAGCCAGAUAGAUGUGGUUCUGGGAGUUGGCAAGGUGCUUUGUAAAGCUGGUGCUAUUGGAAAAGGUAUUGAUUCACUUGUUGAUGCUGCCUCCACUGUUAAGCUGUUAAAAAGUGAAGAGCUGGUGACAAGUGCUGGCAGAGUGGCAGUGCAGGAAGGAAAAGCAUUGUGUAAUGUGCCCAGGGUGGCAGCAGAUCUCCCAGAUAUUGGACAGGCAGCUGUCAAAGGACCUCUUGCCCUCUCCAAGUCAGCCAGGGCUGGUUUCAUCGUGCUCAAUGCUCUCUUUGUUGGCAUGGAUAUUAUCUUCAUCUGUAAAGACAGUAUGAGUCUGGCCAAAGGCAGCAAGACUGAAGUCUCACAGUUCAUCAGAGCCAGAGCUGCUCUUUGGAGCUCUGAGAUGGACUCAUGGCAGAGGAUUCAUGACUCACUGAGCAAAGGUCUGCAGCCAUCAGAGAAAAACAAAGCUAUCCUGGAGACGCCAUUUUAUCCAGAGCAGGAGAUGAAGAAACAAAAAGAAACAGAAACAGAAGUUCCAUCUGAUGAAGUGGAUGAAAAACCAGAAAUGGAAGAAAAAAAACUGUCUCAUACAGUAGUGCUCAGCAAAUAGAGACAAUUAUUGUUGGCAGCACCAAUCACAAUAUGCCUUGUUUCCAGCUCUGACACUAAAACCAGGUAGGAGAUCCAUUCAGUGUGUAGAAUUAAGUGGCAUCUGGCAGUGAGGUUACAGAACUAAAACUUGUCCCAUGUGCCAAACAUGUUAGAGAUCCAUGGUGGCUGAUGCAAAAACACAAAUGGCCCUAUCAGGAAUCAGUGUUUGGGUUGUCCAUUUCUGGCUACAGUAGAGUCACAUGGUGGACCUAUGUGGGAGAGGACCCGCUCCAUAUAUUGAUAUAUAUACGGCUUAUUCCAAGGUAAUGAAAUUCCAAUUAUUUUUGGCUUCAGGUGAUUGUAAACUUAUAGAAACAUAGUUAUGAAUAUUAUAUACUAUUUCUGCCAACAGAUGCCCAUAAACCCUACACACUAGAUAUAAUUGAUUGAUGCUUAAACAGUGUUUGAACACCGACUAUGGCUCCACAGUGGACCUCUUAUGAAGGAGUUGAUGCGGAGGCAGAAAAGCAGUUUGCAACUUUAUGAAGCAGUUUGAGUGAUGAUACAAACACGUUUG
Epinephelus fuscoguttatus (brown-marbled grouper) is the source of this 1752-nucleotide messenger RNA. Its product is annotated as apolipoprotein L4-like. Lineage: Eukaryota; Metazoa; Chordata; Actinopteri; Perciformes; Serranidae. The record is from RefSeq and is a predicted model, not a curated record. Gene Ontology annotation, cellular component: membrane; extracellular region. The transcript is spliced from 3 exons. Gene Ontology annotation, biological process: lipoprotein metabolic process; lipid transport. Gene Ontology annotation, molecular function: lipid binding.